Molecule: messenger RNA, 2502 nt
Organism: Corythoichthys intestinalis (scribbled pipefish)
Lineage: Eukaryota; Metazoa; Chordata; Actinopteri; Syngnathiformes; Syngnathidae
Product: gastrula zinc finger protein XlCGF57.1-like
Exons: 4
Coding region: 262-633 (123 amino acids)
Source: RefSeq, a predicted model, not a curated record
GUCGCCACACGCGCUCAGUUUCCCGUGCUAAGAAGAACGUGCCCAGCAACAAGUUGCUUUUUGUGCGAAGUUAACCCACAAAGUUCGCGAGGCAGGAGGUCCAGAACUAAUUGACUGAAACCAAUUCGAAAGAUUUGGUCCGUCCAUCAUCAUUGAAGCUUCGCAGGCAGCCUAGUUAGCUUAGCUUAGCUUAGCUUGCGAACAAACAACAACGUGGUUCGACGCUUGAACAUCAAGUUGGAGCCUCCUUAAGUGUGCAAAAUGCGUGCAAGAAGGACGCCAGCCGCAAAGUUCGAGGCGGAACCUUGUGGCGCAAGAGCUCAGCGACGACAUCAACUCUCGACUGCUUGCAAAAUGCAAGUAAAAGUUGUUCUUCGCAGACUAGCAGGUUUCAGCAAAUAUCUUGGUCCUGACGCUCAACUGCUAAAGAGUGAAGUACAACUUCCAAUAAAAAAGGAGGAGGUAGAGCUGCCAUACGUUAAAGAGGAGGACGAUAUCACCAUGUCGACUGCUGUCAGACAGCGGCGAAAACAUCAAUAUGAUGCCAACACGAUUGCAGACAUCAUCAGCAAAGAAACUACGAAGCUCGUCGCCGCGGUCGCGCAGCAAGAAGGACGAGCUCUGACGCACUGAACGGGAGGAAACAUCGGUUUGGCCAUUAAAUAUGGAUCUGUCGACUGGAUCGACCGAAGCUUUUCCAAAUAACGGCUUUUAUGCAACUCAUCUAAUGAGUUUCCAGCGUCUGAAAGCACCGGGGCUUCCAUAAUUUGCAAGUGAAUCCACCUUUACUACUACCAUUGACAAUACGACACGCAAUGAUGGACAAUAUGGCGGCACAAUACAGCGAUCACGUGAUUGUGUGACGUUGGUUAUUGGGGUCUAUAGCCUGAUACAUGAACUGGCCUCUUUGAAAAUGAACCAACUCUGUGACUUUUAAUGUUCAGGAUUUUAAAACUAAUAUAUUAGUAUGAUCCCUAUCACCAGCAUUAUGUACUAUUCUUAUGGCUCAUUUUUGCUAAAUGGAUAGUGAUUUUAUUGUACUGUACAUUUAUAAGUGUUACUCCAGACCUCUGCACAGUAGUGUAAAUAUGGCAGCAUUAGAGAACAGUAAAGAAUGUGGAGUGAUUUAUUGUCAAGACUGUGUUUGGCAUUAUUCAGGACAUAUAUAAUACAUUUAUAUGCGUCUUGAUACUUUACUUCGUAUGUUUUAUAUGAGCUUUCCAGUUAAUCUUCUCAUCAAUAACUACCCAAAGAAACUUGUUUUCAUGGACCCCUUUCAGUAUUCACCCCAUCUAUAUGUAUCUGUACUUGAUUCUAUUUAUUGUGUCUGCUCAAUAACAUGAAUGUGGUUUUACCUAAGUAAUGAAAAAUUCUAUCAAACCAUGCUUUUAGCUUACAAAUUUCAUCAGAAACUCUCCCUAGGAGCUCAUGCACCCCCAAGAGAGCAAAAGAUACUUGUGGCAUCUGCAAAUAAAACUAAUUUUAUUAUUCUUGAAACUUUGCGAAUAUCAUUUGUAUAAAGAAUAAACAGUUUUCGACCUAAUACUGAACCCUGGGGGACGCCACAAGCAGUGUCCAAGUAUGAUGAUGAAUAGUUUCUCUCUUCUACCAGUGUAGUGCCACCCCCCUGAUCCCAUACUCUUCAAGUUUAUUGAUCAAAAUGUCAUGAUUAAUAGGUUCAAAUGGUUUCUUAAGAUCUAAGAACAGUGUAACAACAGUGUAAUUUGAGCGUUACUGAUCUCCUCAACCGAACUGAACUGUUUGUCCUAAAUCCAUCUUGACUGUCGGAAAGUCAUAUUUACUUAUGAAUUUAUCUGAUCUGUUGUUGAAUAAUUUUCAAGAAUUUUGGAAAAUUGUGGAAGUGGAGAAACAGGCCUGUAAUUUGUGAAGUGGUGUAUAUCUCCAGUCUUGUAUAAUGGCACUACUUGAGCUAUUUUCUUUAUGUUUGGAAAUUUACCUGUUGAAAAUGAUAAGUUACAGAUGUAUGUUAGUGGGUUUGAAAUCCCCUCAGUGACCUUUUUCACAACUGUCAUGUCAAUGACAUUUGAGUCAGUGGAUGUUUUGCAUUUACAUGUAUUUUCAGUAUCAAUUAUUUCUUCUUCCACCCCUGCUGUAAUCAACAUUGGGCUGGGAUUCCUUUCAAUGAGGUUUUCAUUCCACUCCUCAGAUAAACUUGCACCUGGAUUUUUUUUUUUUGCCAGAUUUGGUCCAACAUUUACAAAGAAAUCACUGAAGCUGCUGACGAUGUCAUCUAUAUUAUCCUUCUUCACAUCAUUUUCCACAAAGUAUAGAGGAUAGCUCUGCUGCUUUGCCCCAUUUUUAAUAAUUCCAUUAAAUAUAUCCCAUCUUCCUUUAAUAUUUUUUUUGUUGUGAUACAAUAUUUUACGAUUGUAUUCUUUCCUACGUAACCUGAUGAUAUUAGUUUUGUAUGUAUUUUUUUCUGCCUUUGCAGUUCUUUGUUUUAUGAAUUCUCUAUAAAGUGUAUUUUCAAGUUCAAGCAAU